Molecule: messenger RNA, 663 nt
Organism: Mesitornis unicolor (brown roatelo)
Lineage: Eukaryota; Metazoa; Chordata; Aves; Mesitornithiformes; Mesitornithidae
Gene: TOLLIP
Product: toll interacting protein
Exons: 5
Coding region: 37-663 (208 amino acids)
Biological process (GO): ubiquitin-dependent protein catabolic process
Cellular component (GO): cytoplasm
Molecular function (GO): ubiquitin conjugating enzyme binding; ubiquitin binding
Source: RefSeq, a predicted model, not a curated record
GGGCGGAAGGAAGAGUCUCGGCCCGAGGGAGGCGCUAUGGCGACCACCGUCACUACUCAGCGGGGCCCGGUGUACGUUGGUGAACUUCCUCAAGAUUUUCUUCGUAUUACCCCAACCCAGCAGCAACAGCAAAUCCAGCUGGAUGCCCAGGCAGCUCAGCAGCUACAGUAUGGAGGACCAAUGGGUACAGUCGGCAGACUCAGCAUUACUGUAGUACAGGCAAAAUUAGCAAAGAACUAUGGAAUGACCCGCAUGGAUCCAUAUUGUCGAAUACGGCUGGGGUAUGCUGUGUAUGAAACUCCAACAGCACAUAAUGGAGCCAAGAACCCCCGCUGGAACAAAGUUAUUCAGUGCACUGUUCCCCCAGGAGUGGACUCGUUUUAUCUAGAGAUAUUUGAUGAGCGGGCCUUUUCAAUGGAUGACCGCAUUGCUUGGACACACAUUACAAUUCCUGAGUCUCUGAAACAAGGAAAUGUGGAGGAUGAAUGGUAUAGCCUGAGUGGAAGGCAGGGUGAUGACAAGGAAGGAAUGAUUAAUCUGGUUAUGUCGUACACGUCUUUGCCAGCUGCCAUGAUGAUGCAGCCCCAGCCAGUGGUCCUGAUGCCCACUGUGUAUCAGCAAGGAGUUGGAUAUGUGCCUAUAGCAGGUAUGUUUUCUCCUUGA